Lathyrus oleraceus (garden pea) is the source of this 1326-nucleotide messenger RNA. RefSeq lists its product as uncharacterized. The record is from RefSeq and is a predicted model, not a curated record. The transcript is spliced from 4 exons. The coding region runs from base 422 to 910 and encodes 162 amino acids. Lineage: Eukaryota; Viridiplantae; Streptophyta; Magnoliopsida; Fabales; Fabaceae.
ACCCUAACCCUAAUUUUGAUUCAUAGUAGAGAGGGAGGCCACAAGAAAAAGAAACAAAAGUUGCGUAUCACCGUAACACUUUCACAAUACAUACCACCAACAAUACCGAAACAGAUCCAAAUCCGGCCGAACCUUUUUCUCGCCGGAGAACUGCAGCCGGCCGGAAAACCGCCGCACGCAGCGCCGGCGUACCAACGUCUACAAACCACCAUCAACCAUCACUAACAACCUUCAUCACCGUCUCCUUCUUCAAACACUCACUUGCUUCAUCCACCAUUAACAACAAUCACAUACAACAACAGCAACACAGCAGCAGGAAAUACAAACCAAAAGCAACAUUAACACCCUCUUCAUUCACCAUGGAAAGCCAUUAACCACAACAAUAACAACUCACCAUAUCUGGAGCUUCUUUUCUUCAAAUAUGAAUGACAACAUGAAGCAUUUUCAAAAGAAAUUAACAGAAUUGGAACUCGAAGCUGAACAUCUUCUUUUAGCCCGACAUCAGCUGGUUGAGAAUGAUAAGUUGAGGAAUGGGAACAGAGAAGCACUUACUGCAUUAAGGAAAAAGGCUCGGACCACAACAAGUAGUGUUCCAUCUCCUUUUGGAUCAAUAAUGAAGGGAGUUUCAAGACCUUUGGUGCAAGAGGUGUGUACCACCUGUGGUAACCAUGACUCUUUUGAGAAGACGUGGACAAUGUUUCCAGGAACGGAUCUGUUUGUUGGAAUUCCAUUUCAUGCUGCUCAUACUAUAUUGGAAACAGAUCAAACUCAGCUUGACUUUGAGGCAAAGAAACUACAGAGCAUUGUGAAGGAAAAAUCACUUAUUAUAUCAGAUACAGGUGCUCUUGCAGACAAGAUUAAUCCUGGAGUGCUUAAGUCGCUUGUAACCUUAAAUGACAAACCAAAGUAAGAGGCUUUAUGCCGACUACGGCGUGUUAUAGUGUCUUUUGGAAAUAACUUUCUUCAGGCAUUUAGGUGGUUUAUUCAAGUCUUGAUGUUGAAGACAAGUGAGAUCAUGGAUUAUCUCUAUCUAUCAGCUUUACUUCUUCUAGAUGCACCAACCAGUAACCUAUGCUUAAGUUUCUCUGAAGUCACACUCUAUAAACAAUGAAUAUUGAAGUUUUAGAAGCUGCUCAUAAGACUUAUAUCACAACCUGAGAAAAGACUACAAAGUUAUGAUUCACACAAACUUUUUGAUACCAUUCUUUUUUAUAAUGUCAGUUAUAAUACAAACAUAAUCUUGUCUAAUAACCAAAAGAAUGGUAUCAAAAUAAAUUAGGGAAUUGGAAUUGUGAUUAUAUUAGUAAAAAAUAAUUUUUGCAACUA